AUGGCUGUCGAGAACCGCGGGCCGCAGCUCCAAGCUGUGUGCUAUCUCUUGCUUGUAUUCGCGGUAGUGUCGACGCUUCUACGGUGUUACGUCCGUGUCUUUAUGAUAAAAAGUUUCGGUUUGGACGAUUCGUUCAUGGUUUUUGCUCUCAUAACAUUUAUCCUCUUCGUAUCGAGUGCGUUAAGUGGCGUUCAUUAUGGCACGGGCAGACAUUACUGGGACCUGACAAAUGAUGGUAUUUCGACCGCUUUGAAGUGGUGGUAUUUUUGCUACAUUUGGUACUGCCUGACCAUGAUAGCUACGAAACUCUCGGUUGGCUAUUUCCUCCUCCGACUCAUGAUCCGCCCUGUCGAGAAAUUGAUCGUCUAUGGAGUCAUGCUGGUUACUGUCUUGACCGGUAUCCUCUUCUUCUUCGUCACGAUGCUUCAGUGCAUGCCGCUUAGCUAUUUUUGGAACAAGGACCAAAGCGGUCAUUGCAUCAACAUCGAAGUUAUCAUCGUCAUUACCUACGUCUACAGCUCAUUCAGCGUUAUAUGCGACUUUACAUUUGCUCUGCUACCCAUUUACAUUAUAUGGGGGCUUAACAUGAAAAAGGUGAACAAGGUGGUUCUCAUUCCUAUCAUGGCCAUGGCAUGCAUUGCAAGCGCUGCCGUUGUUAUCCGCUUCCCAUAUGUCAAGGAUUUCAAGGACCCUGAUUUUCUUUACUCGACGACUGAUAUCGCCAUCUGGUCAACCACGGAACAGGGCCUCGCCAUUACUGCCGGCAGUCUGGCAACCCUACGACCACUUCUUCGAUCUAUUAAGCAAUUUGUUGGUUUGAGCCAGUCUGGGCCUACGGAACUCAAGGACUCGGAUCAAGCACAGCAAUACAACAGAAGCAACAGAAGUCGAGCACUACAAAACUCAGGAAGGGGAUUUCCGCCAGAAGGUGGUGACAGCCUCAAGAUGCACCCGUUAACUGGAGAACAUGCGGCAACGUUCUCAGUUAAUGACAGGUCCAUCUCGUGGGAUGAGCUCGAAGAACCUCAUGAGAGUCGGAAGACUACAGAGUCAAGAGUUGUGUAA
Trichoderma virens Gv29-8 is the source of this 1065-nucleotide messenger RNA. RefSeq lists its product as uncharacterized. The coding region runs from base 1 to 1065 and encodes 354 amino acids. Lineage: Eukaryota; Fungi; Ascomycota; Sordariomycetes; Hypocreales; Hypocreaceae. The transcript has 5 exons. The record is from RefSeq and is a predicted model, not a curated record.